GGCAGUUUUGAGGGAAUCCCUUUGCCGAUUGGUUGCUGCUGUUCGCUGCAUUACAUCAUCGGCCGGCUGGCAGGGCGGGGGAAAGUGACAGGACAUUGGGAGAUCGAUGCAGCAGUGGGUCGGAGCAUCUGAACUGGGCGAAGUGUGGAAAAGAGGCAGCCGAACGGUACCAACUCUCUGAAUUAACCAGAGACCAGGACCUCAGUCGAGCGAGAGAGAGCGAGCGAGCGAGUACUGCUGGAUAACGGUAUCCCAGAGACUAGCGCUGACCUCGAGGGCAAGGAGCUGAGUUUAAGCUCCCUCGCUGCCCAGUAGCGUAGAAUGAAAGCCAUCCUUUGCAUCCUCCAUCGCUCGUUGGCCCUGGUGGUCCUCCUCGGCUUCUUGGAGCUCCAUGGCUUGGUACAGGACGAUGCCGUGAAGCAAGUCCCCAGGAUUCAAGCGCGGCUGGCAGGCAGGAGGAAGAAAGGGAACGAGGGGCGGAUCGAGGUCCACUACAACGGCGAGUGGGGCACGGUGUGUGAUGACGACUUCUCCAUUGCAACGGCGCAUGUGAUAUGUAAGGAACUGGGCUUCAUUCAAGCGGAAAGCUGGGUGCCUGGUGCCAAGUAUGGCCGUGGAAAAGGCCGUAUUUGGAUGGAUAACAUCCGGUGUACCGGGCACGAGACCACCAUCGCUGCUUGCAGUUUCAACGGCUGGGGGAUCACUAACUGCAAACACUCAGAAGACGUGGGAGUGGUGUGCAACGAAAGGAGAAUACCUGGCUUCAAAUUCACCAACGCUGUCUUCAACGAUAUAGAGGAAGGGCAGCAGCAUGUGGAAGAUAUUCGCAUUAGGGGAGUCUUUGGCCCGUCUCGGAGGAGCCUGCCCGUGACCGAGGGCUACGUGGAGGUGAAACAGGACGGGAAAUGGAAGCAGAUCUGUAGCACAGACUGGACGGAGCUCAACACCAGGGUGACCUGUGGCAUGUUUGGCUUCCCGGCCGAGAAACGCUACAACACCCGAGUUUACAGGACAUUUGCCAGCAGGAAGAAGCACAUCUUCUGGCCCUACGCCAUCAACUGCACAGGCAACGAAGUCCACAUCUCCAACUGCGGCUUGGGUUUGUUGGCAGUGGGCAGCAACAGUACGUGUGGGAAUCAGAUGCCCGUGGUGGUGAGCUGUGUCACGGGCCGCCCCUUCGCCACCAUCACCCCCUCCCGAGUCCGCAAGGCCUUCCCGCUCAAGGAACCGCAGGUUCGACUCAGAGGAGGUCCCAAGAUCGGAGAAGGCAGAGUGGAGGUGUUGAAGAACGGGCAGUGGGGAACAAUCUGCGACGGUUAUUGGGGCCUCGUGUCAGCCAGUGUGGUCUGUCGACAGCUGGGAUUCGGCACUGCCAAGGAUGCCUUGGGUGGGGCUCAAAUGGGCAAAGGUAUUGGCUCAGUGCACAUGGGCAAGGUGUUGUGUACGGGUUUCGAGAACUCCAUCACCGACUGCUCCUUCAACCAGCUUGACCUGUGCGACCACGAUGAGGAUGCCUCAGUCCGCUGUAACAUUCCUGCCAUGGGCUACGAGAACCAGAUUCGCCUGGCUGGAGGCCGUACCCCCUAUGAGGGGCGGGUGGAGGUCUUUGCAAAGAGGAAUGGCACCCAGAGGUGGGGGACGGUCUGCAGUGACAACUGGGGCAUCAUGGAGGCUUUGGUGGUGUGCCGGCAGCUGGGCCUGGGCUUUGCUGACCAUGCGGUUCAGGACACGUGGUUCUGGGAAGGCGACCGAUCAGCAGAUGAGGUGGCGAUGAGCGGAGUGAAGUGCUCAGGGGCAGAGCUGUCUCUCUUCCAGUGUCGCCACCAUGGUGAAGACCUCGAGUGCACUAAGGGAGGGGGGCGUUUUGCUGCUGGGAUCUCCUGCACUGAAGCUGCUUCCGAUAUCGUUCUCAAUCCCCAGGUCGUUCAGGAGACCACGUACCUGGAGAACCGGCCCUUGUCCAUGCUGACCUGCGCCAUGGAGGAGAACUGCCUGGCCUCCUCCGCUGUGGGCCAGCCCUUCCUCUCCAGCUUCCGCCGCCUGCUCCGCUUCUCCUCGCAAAUCCACAACAACGGCGAGGCCGACUUCCGGCCCAAGGCCGUGCGCCAAGACUGGGUGUGGCACGAAUGCCAUAGGCACUACCAUAGCAUGGAUGUCUUCACAAACUAUGACCUGCUCUCGCUGAAUGGGACAAAGGUGGCGGAGGGACACAAGGCCAGCUUCUGCCUCGAGGAUACAGAGUGCGACUCAGAGGAGCGGAGGAACUACCAAUGCGCCAACUUUGGUGAGCAGGGCAUCACAGCGGGCUGCUGGGACACGUACCGGCACGACAUCGACUGCCAGUGGAUCGACAUCACUGACGUAGAACCCGGCGAGUACGUGCUGCAGGUCGUGGUCAACCCCAACUUCGAGGUGGCAGAGUCGGACUACACCAACAACGUGGUGAAGUGUCGGUGCAAGUUCGAUGGGCACCGCGUCUGGUCUUACAACUGCCACAUCGGUGGGUCCUUGAAUGCAGAGACGGAGGAGCAAUUUGACCACUUUCCCGGACUGAUGAGCAACCAUCUGUACAACUGGUAACGCCGGUGGCCCGAGGGACAGGUCUCUGCAGUAACGCUUACCAAAGGAGAUGCUCAGUUAUACUGUCAAUGGCGGAGAGUGACACUGGCCCAAUGCAACAUUGCUGAUAUACUUCCACUUCCAGGAUCAACGCGGGCCGCAGGGGUAAAAUAAUUCUCUGGCGUGAAGUGCUCUCCCCUCAAGGAAGCAGCACCUGGAACAUGAGCCUCCAACAUCAAAACCACACACGCAUGCAUGUUAAAAUACACACAGAUCGGAUGCACACAAGAGCGCAAACACGCAUGCUCACAGAUAAACAUGGACUAUGCACAUGGCAUCUGCACAUGUACAUACAUGCAGAUGCACGGUUCACCUGCACGGAAAUCCACAGGGAUACACAUGUAAACACGCAUGCAUGCUCACAACUAUUCACAUGUGCAACCAAGGAUUCAUCCACACAAGCAUGCAGCCCCAUGCACACACAACCCUGAAUGUGUGCGUGCAUGUAUACAUAUACAGACACAUACAUACACCUAUACACACCUACAAACACAGGCACACUGACACAUAUACUGAAACACACACACAAGCACACAGAGACACUGACACACAUACACACACUAAAACAUGCACACAUAGACACAGACACAACUAAAUACAUGUACAUACAUACACAGUCACACACAGACAUGCACACACAAAUAUGCUCAAUCACACACAGACACAUAUGUGCAUGCAUAGACAUAGUCACACGCUGACAUGCACUCACAGACGUAGGCACACCCUAACACACACACACACACACACCACACAC
Messenger RNA from Leucoraja erinaceus (little skate), 3373 nucleotides. RefSeq names its product lysyl oxidase homolog 2-like. Gene Ontology annotation, cellular component: membrane. Gene Ontology annotation, molecular function: copper ion binding; protein-lysine 6-oxidase activity. The record is from RefSeq and is a predicted model, not a curated record. The coding region runs from base 322 to 2580 and encodes 752 amino acids. The transcript has 14 exons. Gene Ontology annotation, biological process: peptidyl-lysine oxidation. NCBI's taxonomy places the organism in Eukaryota, Metazoa, Chordata, Chondrichthyes, Rajiformes, Rajidae.